AUGCUUCGUUGCGCGGCUCGGAGAUUAGUUUCACCCUACUUAAGGGGUUCUUCAACCUCACUGGGUAAGUUUUGCCUAGCUUCUGUUAAAAUCGUUAACAGUGUUUCACUUUUUUCAAAUCGUACACCUACUUGGGUUUUUUCGCUCGCACUAAUCAAUAUAAGUACCGGUUGGUUCUGUUCUAGAAAGUCAUUUCAGUAAAAUUUAAACAGGGUUAUGAAUUAUAAUACAGAAGUACAGAGCUUUCUGAAGGUUUUCUCGGUUGACAUUCAUGUGGACAUGAUCGAGGCUAGGUUAUCUGUGUCCAAACUUAAGUAAUUCAGUAAGCAGUCUUUGCAGCAAUACUGUGAACCUUGAUUGUUUAAGCGGGUCUGUCGGCUACCUAUUUUGUUCCUCAAAAGAUUUUCAGUUUGAAUUACCCCCCCCCCACCACCCUGCUUUCUCACCUCAUGUUUAGUAAAGGUCGGAAUACACUAGGUCAUGUGACCCUGCAACACGUCGCAUUGACAAAUCGCUUCAUGUAUACUGGAGAAUUUUUGUCAAAAUCUCUGUCUUCACAACACAAUUUUGUUAUUUUCACAAGUCACACAAAAUCAUUUUGAAUUUGUGUGGCUCAUUUAAAGACAUAGAUUUUCCCAGUAAUUCUCCAGAAUACACAACGUAAUUUUUUACUAGGACAACUUGUCUCAACUUAUUGCUGCAAGUUGUUGCCCAAACUGUACACAAGGAAUGGGAAUGCCUGCAUGGGAGGCUGUUUGAGCACAGGACUUGGUUAACUUUGUAUUGUUUACUUUAUCAGGUGUUGCUGUGCGCAAGAUGAGUAGCAAACCAAAGGAGUCUGAUGAAGCAUUUGAUGCCAGAUGGAAAGCUUAUUUUGAAAGGCAAGAUUAUUUGUACACAGUUAACUCUGCUCUUAGACACAUCUUACACAAAAAUAUUUGAUUCAUCUGUCCAGUUUUGGUUGUUGGUCCACUUAACUUGGCUAUUGAAUUGAUUGAAAACCAUUCUACCUUGAGAAAUAAAAACACAAUGCCAGCAGUAGCUGUACAAGGUUUGUACACUUGGCGAAUAUUCAGUUACGGGAUUAAAGAUCUGAUUUUCUGUUUUCUUCCUAAAAAAGCUCAAUAGAGCUUGCUGAGAUCUCCUGCCAUUAUAUUGCAUUGUAAUAGCAGAUAUCAAGUAAUAAGGACAGUUGUAAAAAUGUAAUUAAUAAAGGGGCAAAAAAUAUGAUAAUUAGUUAAAAAAAUAAAAAAAAUAAAAAAAAUUUGUGUGUUGUUUAAGUUUUUGUAACAUUGUCUACUUUUCAGGCCAUUGUUUCAAUCUCCAUUCUCAAUCUGUUGUGUUGUCUCUUCUAAAAGAUUCCUUCUGGUUAAAAAAGAAAAAGAAAGUAAAUUUUUUUCUUUAAUUUUUGUAGACCAGACAUUGAUGCAUGGGAGUUGCGCAAUGGAUUAAAUGAGCUGUAUGGAAAAGACUUGGUUCCGGAACCAAAGAUCCUCAUUGCAAUGCUCAAUGCUUGUCGGCGCUUAGAUGACUUCUCCAUGACUGUAAGGAUUCUAGAAUCUGUCAAAGACAAAAGUGCUGGAAGCAGUGAGAUUUACAACUACAUUCUGAAGGAACUCAAGCCCACUAUGGAUGAGUUGGGUCUGUCUACUCCAGAAGAACUUGGUUUAGCAUAA
Porites evermanni is the source of this 1676-nucleotide messenger RNA. The record is from the annotation of a GenBank genome assembly. Lineage: Eukaryota; Metazoa; Cnidaria; Anthozoa; Scleractinia; Poritidae.